This is a messenger RNA of Vanderwaltozyma polyspora DSM 70294, 606 nucleotides long. RefSeq lists its product as uncharacterized. The coding region runs from base 1 to 606 and encodes 201 amino acids. The transcript has a single exon. The record is from RefSeq and is a predicted model, not a curated record. Lineage: Eukaryota; Fungi; Ascomycota; Saccharomycetes; Saccharomycetales; Saccharomycetaceae.
AUGAGAUAUGGAGAAAACCCUAAACCAACCACGAGUUCGGUUGUUAAACCAGAUGAGAAGAUAUCCUCGAUACUACCUGUGUAUCUAUCAAUCGAAUGGGGGGGAAGAUUGAUUCCGUGGAAACUGGAGCUCAAGAACAAAAGAAGCGUUAGAAUCUCUGUUACCCUCCCCAUCUCUCUCUGUUUUGCCUUACUUUCUAAUUACUUGACGCGUUCCUGUAUCAUUACUGACGGCCAGCAGACUCACGCUACCAAACCAAAGCAAACCACCGGAGAACAUGUGUACUGGAAGAAAAGCAUCCACGAGGCGCUAUCAACCACCCUUUCACCGUUGGGCAACAAUCACAGACAGAGAGAUGUAAGACACCGACGGGAUGGACAAACCUGUAACCAGCCAACCAGCGCGUGGUUUGUUUACAUUUGUGUUUACAUUUGUGUUUGUGUUUUUAUUUUGCAAUCGUGUUAUUGUUGUUGUUAUUGUUGUUGUUGUUCUGUAUAUUUCCCAAAAUUAGCAGCAAUAGUACCAAUGUGGAAAAGAUACACACAUCCAAUCCACUACGACGACGAGGGGCUACGUACGUUAUGGGAAGAGUUUCCAAUCAACUAG